Messenger RNA from Esox lucius (northern pike), 14211 nucleotides. Its product is annotated as unc-80 homolog, NALCN channel complex subunit. Gene Ontology annotation, molecular function: monoatomic cation channel activity. Lineage: Eukaryota; Metazoa; Chordata; Actinopteri; Esociformes; Esocidae. Gene Ontology annotation, cellular component: cation channel complex; axon. Gene Ontology annotation, biological process: monoatomic cation homeostasis. The transcript has 65 exons. The record is from RefSeq and is a predicted model, not a curated record. Bases 245 to 10705 code for a protein of 3486 amino acids.
GUCUUUAAAGCAGCUCACCAGUCCGCUGCUGUGCGAUUAAUCACUGCCGUUUCUCGCCGCCGCUGUUCUGAGGGUGUUGCUGAAACCAGAUUGCUCUCCGCCGGUUACCGCUACCGCUCCCCACACUUGCAGCCAUUUUACACAAGACGAACCGAAUCAUAAUGUCGUGAGGCGUCACAUCACCUUCAAGGACCGGGGCCAGGUACCAGCACCUCCGCAUCUCGACCGCGACAGUUCGGCGAAAAUGGUGAAGCGAAAAAGCCUGGAUGACACCGACACGGAGUGCGGCAAGGGGAUACCGUUUCCGAUCCAGACCUUCUUAUGGAGGCAGACCAGCGCAUUUCUGCGGCCGAAGUUAGGGAAGCAAUAUGAAGCAUCUUGUGUGUCGUUCGAGCGGGUGUUGGUGGAGAACAAGCUUCAUGGGCUCUCUCCGGCGCUGUCCGAGGCCAUCCAGAGCAUCUCACGAUGGGAGCUGGUCCAGGCUGCACUGCCCCAUGUACUACAUUGCACUGCCAUCCUGCUGUCCAACAGGAACAAGCUGGGUCACCAGGACAAGCUGGGCGUGGCAGAGACCAAGCUUCUCCACACGCUCCACUGGAUGCUUUUGGAGGCAGCCCAGGAGUGCAACCACGAGCCCAGUCUGGGACACGGCUGGUCGGGAGGCAGCAGCAGCUCUGCUUUCCUCCAGCCUCUGGGGAUGGGGAACCAGGGCUCCCCGCCGGAUAGGGGUGGCCAAAGUUGCCCGGGAUCAGGCACCGGUUCUGGGUCUGGUGUGCCACGCCGCAGUGGGUCCCUGGAAGAGGAUGAACAUGCCCGCACCAAGCUCUUCCACAAGAGCAUGGCCACUGUGGAGUUGUUUGUCUUCCUGUUUGCUCCCCUCAUCCAUCGCAUUAAGGAGUCCGACCUGACCUUCCGAUUGGCCAGCGGUCUUGUCCUGUGGCAGCCAAUGUGGGAGCACCGGCAACCUGACGUUCCCGCCUUCUCUGCCCUCAUUAAGCCUGUGAGGAACAUUGUGACAGCCAAGAGGAACUCCCCAGUGAACAACCAGUGCAGCCCCUGUGGGUCAAGCAACCAAGGCCCCGUGGGUUUCCAGGUGGUCUGUGAAACGGCCCAAUCCGAUUCCUCCUCCCCUGGGACUGGAGAGCAGAGCUGUCGCCGCGGCAACUCAGUGGAUAGAGGUGGGCCGUCGAGACGUCAGGCUCCUCCCCUCGACAAAGGGGUCUCAAAGAAGAAGACCUCGGCACCCACGGGCAUCCCCGUCUCCCUGGCUCAGCGUGCACGCUACGCCACCUACUUUGACGUGGCUGUCCUGCGUUGUCUGCUGCAGCCCCAUUGGACAGAGGAAGGGGUGCAUUGGGCUCUAAUGUUUUACCUGCAGCGCCUGCGUCAGAUCCUGGAGGAGCGCCCGGAACGCCCCCCGGAGCCGCUGGUCCCGCCUCUGCCACGCCCACGCAGCAGUUCCAUGGUGGCCGCCACGCCCUCUCUUGUCAACACCCACAAGACUCAGGACAUGAGUCUCAAGUGCAACGAGGAGGCCAAGUCCCUCAGCUCAGAAACCUUCUCCAAAGUGUCAAUGACCAACCUGCGCAGACAGGCUGUACCUGACCUGUCCUCCGACCUGGGAAUGAACCUCUUCAAAAAGUUCAAGAACAGGAGGGAGGACCGUGAGCGAAAGGGCUCCAUCCCGUUCCACCACACGGGCAAGAAGCGCCAGCGCCGCAUGGGCGUCCCCUUCCUGCUCCACGACGAUCACCUGGACGUGUCGCCCACCCGCUCCACUUUCUCGUUCGGCAGCUUCUCAGGCCUGGGUGACGACCGGCGGGCGCUGGAACGGGGCGGCUGGCAGGCUACCAUCAUGGGGAAGUUCACACGGCGAGGGAGCUCUGACACGGCUGCGGACGCGGACAGCUUGAGCGUUAAACACUCACACUCCCAUCAUUCCCUGCUGCGAGACAUGCCUGACCACUCCAACAGCCACAGUGACAACACGGUGCAUGCAAAGGGAGAGGUGCGUUCCCAGAUUUCCACCAUCACCAUGGCAACGUUCAACACCACGGUGGCAUCCUUUAACGUGGGCUAUGCCGACUUCUUCACUGAACACAUGAAGAAGCUGUGCAACCCCGUGCCCAUCCCGGAGAUGCCCACCGAGCCGCUGGCCUGUGCCAACCUGCCGCGGAGCCUCACCGACUCGUGCAUCAACUACUCGUGCCUGGAGGAGGGUGACAGCAUCGAGGGCACCAACAAUUUCAUCCUGAAGAAUGGCAUGUUGGACCUUACCGCCAUCUUGCGGGCCCUGUACGCCGUGCUGACCCACGAUAUCAGCUCGCGCAUCUGCGACGUGUCCCUCAACAUCAUCGACUGCUUGCUCCAACUGGGGGUGGUGCCUGGCAUGGGCAAGAAGCUCUCCAAGCCAGACGAAAAGGAGAACGAGGAGAUGCGCCUCCCCAAGGAGGGGGCCAAUCAAGGCUUGGGUGGAGCCCAAGGUGGCUUGUCUGGAGGAUGCAGCGGGGCGCCGCCUGGCGGAGGAGGAGGGGGGGGGGAUGGAGGAGGUGGCGGCGGGGGAAGUGGGGGCGGCAGCGGCGGGAGCGGUGGAGGGAGCGGGGACGACGUGAAGGACAACAAGAAGAAAGACAGCAAGGAGGACGGCUCUUCGCUCAGCACCCACAGGCUAGCUCUCACCAUGCUCAUUAAGAUCGUCAAGUCUCUGGGUUGUGCUUACGGCUGCGGGGAGGGCCACCGAGGUCUCUCCGGCGAUCGCCUCCGUAUGCAGGCCCAGAACUGCCUGACCAACUUAUACAAGCUGGACAAGGCGCAGUUCCGUCAGACCAUGAGGGACUAUGUCAACAAGGACUCCCUCAACAAUAUUGUGGACUUCCUGCACGCUCUUCUGGGCUUCUGCAUGGAACCCGUCACCGACAAUAAGGCCGGUUUCGGAAAUAACUUCACCACUGGGGACAACAAGUCGUUGGCCCAGAACAUGGAGGCGGUGGUGGUGGGCUGCAUGUUCAAGUCUCUGAUAACGCGCUGCGCCUCCACCACGCACGAACUGCACAGCCCUGAGAACCUGGGUCUGUACUGCGACAUCCGCCAGCUGGUGCAGUUCAUCAAGGAGUCCCAUGGCAACGUGUUCCGCAGGGUGGCACUGAGCGCGCUCCUGGACUCAGCUGAGAAAGUGGCUACCGCCAAGAAACCAGAGGAGAAGGAGGAGGUCAUCAUCAAACCAACAGUGCCCAGGAGGUCAGAAGCAGGAGUGUCUGGAGAGAAGGGAGGUCAGCCGUCCACCACGGCUGACGAGUGCCGCAGCUGCAUCUCCAGUCGGCCCCCUCAGACACCAGAGCAUGAUGAACAGAUUCCGGGGGCCCUGCUGGGUCGGAAGGACUUCUGGAGGAAGAUGUUCAAGUCGCAGAGUGCCGCCAGUGACACCAGCAGCCAAUCAGAGCAGGACACUUCGGAGUGCACCACUGCCCACUCAGGCACCACCACGGACAGGCGCUCACGCUCUCGCUCCAGGCGCAUCUCCCUGCGCAAGAAGCUCAAGCUGCCCAUCGGUAACUGGCUGAAGCGGUCAUCACUAUCUGGACUGACCGACGGGGUGGAAGACUUGCUGGACAUCAGCUCUGUGGACCGACUGUCCUUCAUUCGCCAGAGCUCCAAGGUCAAGUUCACCAGCAACGUGAAGCUUUCGGAGGGUGGCGGCGUGGAGUACGGCCGGGACGAGGAGGAGAACUUCUUCAAGCGGCUCGGCCCCCAGGGGUUCCAGGAGCGCUUGGCGGCCAGUCAGGAAGCCAUGAAAAACAAGAACGUGGUGAACCUGGGCGCCAUCCGCCAGGGCAUGAAGCGCUUCCAGUUCCUGUUGAACUGCUGCGAGCCUGGCACCAUCCCUGAUGCCUCCAUCCUGGCUGCUGCACUCGACCUGGAAGCUCCUGUGGUUGCCAGAGCCUCCCUGUUCCUAGAAUGUGCCAGAUUUGUUCAUCGCUGUAACCGCGGAAAUUGGCCUGAGUGGAUGAAAGGUCACCACGUGAACAUCACCAAGCGGGGUCUUUCCCGGGGACGCUCGCCCAUAGUGGGCAACAAGAGGAACCAGAAGCUCCAAUGGAAUGCAGCCAAGCACUUCUGCCAAUGGGGGGAUGCCAUUGGAACGCGUCUCAGUGAGUUGUGUCACUCUGACAGUGAGAGUCCGGCCAACAUCUUGGGGUUCAUCUACGAUGAGGAGACUAAGAGACGGAUGAGAAAGGAAGACGAGGAGGAGGACUUCUUAGAUGACAACACAGUAAACCCGACAAAAUGUGGCUGUCCGUUCGCACUCAAGAUGGCUGCCUGCCAGUUGCUCCUGGAGAUCACCACCUUCCUCCGAGAGACGUUCCCUUGCCUCCCCAGGCCACGCACCGAGCCCCAAGUGGACUUGGAUAGCUGUCGGUUGAGGUUGGACCCUGAGCUAGGCCGCCACCGCUACGAGAGAAAGAUCAGCUUUGCUGGUAUCCUAGACGACGAGGACGGCCACGACUCUCUAAACAGCAGUAGCCACACGCUCAAAUCUGACACAGCUUCUGACGAAAAGAAGGCUCAGGAGCCUCUGGCCCCCAUCAGGAAGAUCCGUAUCGGGGGCUCUCGGCUGCUGCAGAUUAAGGGGGCUAGAAGUUUCAAGGUGAAGAAGGGAGGCUCUCUGUCGUCCAUUCGCCGGGCGGGCAGCCUGAAGAGCACCAAGAUGUCCCGCCAGGACUCCGAGUCGGAGAACGAGGAGGGCCUGUUGUCCCAGAGCAGGGACACUGUCACUGACAUAGGUAGUCCAUGGAGCACCAGUGAGCCUAGUAUUGAACCCGAGGGCUCUGGAGGAACCGGAGGGCCUGAGGACAACUAUCACCGCAACAUGUCCUGGCUACAUAUUAUGAUCCUGCUGUGCAAUCAGCAGAGCUUCAUCUGUACCCAUGUGGAGUUCUGUCACCCGCGCUGCUACCAGCACCACAGCCGCUCCUGCGCCCGGCUGGUACGCGCCGUCAAACUGCUCUACGGGGAGACCGUGGACACACUGAGGGAGGACCGUGCCGGGAACACCAGUGGCCGGGCCAAGAGGAACAAGGAGUGUUCAGAUAAGUCCUGUCUGAGGACCCCGUCCAUGAAGAGGCGUCCCACGGACUCCAAUACCGAGGGCAAGAAGGACACGGGCAUGCUCAAAUACAUCCGCAACCAGGUGAUGAGCCUGUCCCCAGCUCCUCUGUCCCUGCUGAUCAAGGCUGCUCCCAUUCUGACCGAGGACAUGUAUGGAGACGUCCAGCCAGCAGCCUGGGAGUUGUUGCUGAGCGUGGACGAGCACAUGGCUGCCGCGGCAGCGGCCAUGUUCCUGCUAUGCGCAGUGAAGGUGCCUGACGCUGUGACCGAGAUGAUGAUGGCUGAGUUCCAGCAUGUGGAGGCGAGCCAGCGCAUCAACUCGGUGUUCAAGUUCUACACGCUGUGGCGGUUUCGCUACCAGGUGUGGCCUCGGAUGGAGGAGGGGGCCCAGCAGAUCUUCAAGAUCCCUCCGCCCAGCAUCAACUUCACCCUGCCAUCCCCUAUCCUGGGCAUGCCCUGUGUGCCGAUGUUCGACCCGCCUUGGGUACCCUCCAACACUGGCAGCGUCCAAGACCCAAUCAAUGAGGACAACUCUAAGUCCUUCUCGGCACGGGCCGUGUCUCGCUCCCACCAGCGCGCCGAGCACAUCCUGAAGAACCUGCAGCAGGAGGAGGAGAAGAGGCGCCUGGGCCGCGAGGCCAGCAUCAUCACGGCCAUCCCUGUGGCCCAGGAGGCCUGCUACGAGCCCACCUGCAGCCCCCCGCCCGAGCAGGAGGAGGAAGCAGAAGAAGUGGUCAACCUGGCGUCUCGCCGCAUGUCCGUUACUCCGUCCUGUGCUUCCAGUAACUCCCACAGGAACUACUCCUUCCGCCGCGGCUCUGUGUGGUCCGUCCGCUCUUUGGCCAGCGCCGAGGAUGAGGAGAACACUACGGAGCACACGCCCACUCAUCACAUGCUGCAACCCCCCCAGGCUGUGUUCCCAGCCUGCAUCUGUGCUGCCGUUUUACCCAUAGUGCACCUGAUGGAGGAUGGGGAGGUGCGAGAGGACGGCGUGGCAGUGAGUGCAGUAGCCCAGCAGAUCCUUUGGAACUGUCUGAUCGAGGACCCAGCACUGGUGCUCAGGCACUUCCUGGAGAAGCUCACGGUUAGCAAUCGACAGGACGAGUUAAUGUACAUGCUUAGGAAGCUGUUGAUGAACAUCGGCGACCUCCCGGCCCAGACCUCUCACAUCCUCUUCAACUACCUGGUGGGUCUCAUCAUGUAUUUUGUCCGUACCCCGUGUGAAUGGGGAAUGGAUGCCAUCUCGGCCACGCUGACCUUUCUGUGGGAGGUGGUGGGCUAUGUUGAGGGCCUCUUCUUCAAGGACCUCAAACAGACCAUGAAGAAGGAGCAGUGUGAAGUCAAGCUGUUGGUCACUGCGUCAAUGCCAGGCACCAAGACCUUGGUUGUGCAUGGCCAGAAUGAAUGUGAUAUUCCCACUCAGCUGCCAGUACAUGAGGACACUCAGUUUGAAGCCUUGCUCAAGGAGUGUCUGGAGUUCUUCAACAUUCCUGAGGCCCGGUCUGCUCAUUACUUUCUCAUGGACAAGCGCUGGAACCUCAUUCACUAUUCCAAGACCUUCGUGAGAGACAUCUAUCCGUUCAGGAGGUCCGUGUCUCCCCAGCUCAACCUGGUUCACAUGUUGCCAGAGAAAGGCCAGGAACUCAUUCAAAAACAGGUGUUUUCCCGGAAGCUGGAGGAGGUUGGCCGUGUCCUCUUCCUCAUCUCCCUGACCCAAAACAUGCCGGCCGUCCAUAAACAGUCUCACGUGUCCCUGCUUCAGGAGGACCUACUGCGUUUGCCUUCGUUCCCCCGCACAGCCAUCGACGGAGAGUUCUCCCUCUUCAGCGAGCCGCAGGGUAAGGAGCUGUUCGGUCUGGACACCCUCCACAAAGUCCUCUGGAUCAAACUCCUGGAGGAGAUGUUCCUGGGCAUGCCCAGUGAGUAUCCUUGGGGUGAUGAGAUCAUGCUCUUCCUGAAUGUGUUCAAUGGCGCCCUGCUGCUUCACCCAGAGGACAGCUCCCUCCUCAGGCAGUACACGGCUACUGCAAUCAACACUGCCGUCCACUUCAACCACCUGUUCUCCCUGAGCGGAUAUCAGUGGAUUCUCCCCACCAUGCUGCAGGCCUAUGCCGACUAUGAGAGUAACCCACUUCUGAGGCAGGGAAUAGAGUUCUGCUGUCGCCAGUUCUACAUCCUGCAUCGCAAACCAUUCAUCCUUCAGCUGUUUGCUAGUGUGGCCCCGCUACUGGAGUUCACAACAAGCACCAGUACUGGCCUGUCCAAAGGGGUUUCAGCCCAGUGCCUGUUUGACCUGCUCGUCUCCCUGGAGGGAGAGACACUGGACGCUUUGGACGCCCUGGAGCUGGUCAAGGCUGAGAAGCCACUACGCUCCCUGGACUUCUGCUACGGUAAUGAGGACUUGGCCUUCUCCAUCAGCGAAUCCAUCAAGCUGUGCGUGACAGUGGUGGCGUAUGCUCCGGAGUCCUUCAGGAGUCUGCAGAUGCUGAUGGUUCUGGAGGCCCUGGUUCCGUGUUUCCUACAGAAGCUGAAGAGUAACACCAUGACCAUGGAGUCAGCAUCAGCAGCGCGGGACGAAAUCGCCGCCAUCGCAGCCCUGGCCACCUCCCUGCAGGCCCUGCUGUACAGCUCAGAGACACUUACACGCCCCAUGACGGCCCCACAGUUGAGUCGGUGUGACCAGGGACACAAAGGGGCAACGGCGGCCAACCAUGUGAUGUCUGGAGGGCCCAACACCAGUCGCCUUGUGUCCAACAUCAGGGACAAUCUGCACUUGUUGGAAGAAGGCCAGGGGAUGCCCCGUGAGGAACUGGAUGAACGCAUCGCACGCGAGGAAUUCCGCCGGCCUCGGGAGUCCCUACUAAAUAUCUGUACUGAGUUCUACAAGCACUGCGGCCCGCGGCUUAAAAUCCUGCAGAACGUGGCCGGGGAACCUCGGGUCACGGCCCUGGAACUGCUCGACAUCAAGUCUCACAUGAGGUUGGCAGAAAUCGCCCACGCCCUCCUCAAACUUGCCCCGUACGACACUCUGACCAUGGAGAGCCGCGGCCUGCGCCGCUACAUCACCGAAAUGCUGCCCAUCACCGAUUGGUCGGCCGAGACCGUGCGGCCUGCCCUCAUCCUCAUCCUCAAGCGGCUCGACCGCAUGUUCAAUAAGAUCCACAAGAUGCCCACGCUCAGGAGACAGGUAGAAUGGGAGGCAGCCAGUAGUCUGAUUGAAGGCAUCUGUCUGACACUCCAGCGACAGCCAAUCAUCUCCUUCCUCCCUCACCUUCGCUCCCUCAUUAAUGUCUGUGUCAACCUGGUCAUGGGAGUUGUAGGGCCCUCCAGUGUGGCUGAUGGGCUACCUCUGCUUCACCUUAGCCCGUACCUGUCCCCCCCUCUGCCCUUCAGCACAGCAGUGGUACGACUGGUCGCCCUGCAGAUACAGGCUUUGAAGGACGACUUCCCCCUCAGCCAUGUGAUCUCGCCUUUCACCAAUCAGGAGAGGAGGGAGGGCAUGCUUCUCAAUCUGCUUAUUCCAUUUGUGCUGACCGUGGGGUCAGGGAGUAAAGACUCCCCCCACUUGGAGCAGCCUGAGGUGUUCCUCCUCCUGCAGACGGUCAUCAACAUUCUCCUCCCCCCACGCAUCAUCAGCACGUCCAGGACCAAGAACUUCAUGCUGGAUGCCUCACCUGCCCACUGCUCCACCCCAGGGGACCAGGGCAAAGACCUGAGACGAGAGGGCCUGGCUGAGUCCACCAGCCAAGCAGCAUACCUGGCUCUGAAGGUGGUGCUGGUGUGUUUUGAGCGGCAGCUGGGGAACCAAUGGUACCGCCUGAGCCUGCAGGUCAAGGAGAUGGCUCUGAGGAAGGUGGGAGGCCUGGCCUUCUGGGACUUCAUCGACUUCAUAGUGCGCACGCGCAUCCCCAUCUUCGUCCUGCUGCGUCCCUACAUCCAGUGCAAGCUCCUGACCCAACCGGCAGACUCCCAGGAGGAGAUCACGGCCCGCCACCACAUCGCUGACCAGCUGGAGCGCCGCUUCAUCCCCCGCCCUCUCUGCAAGAGCUCCCUGUUUGCCGAGUUCAACAACGAGCUCAAGAUCCUCAAGGAGGCCGUGCAUAGUGGUUCAGCGUACCAGGGAAAGACAUCCAUCAGCACAGUGGGCACGUCCACCUCUGCCUACCGCCUGUCACUGGCUACCAUGUCCCGGUCCAACACGGGCACAGGCACGGUGUGGGAGCAGGAGAGCCAGCCGUCACGCCAGCCCUCCCAGGACACUCUGAGCCGCACCGACGAGGAUGAGGAACCGGAACAAGAAGAAAAUGACUCCAUCAGCAUCCCCAGUGUGGUUAGUGAACAUGAGGCCUUCCUACCCCGGCUCAUCUCCCAGAGGCGUUUCUCCAGCUAUGCCACGGGUAGCGCCUCUGCCCAAUCUGAGCCUGGCACCCGCAGCACCAUGCUUCCCAGCCAGAGUGAACCCAAUGUGCUAGAUGAGUCCCAAGGAUUGGAAGAGGGUAACCUGUCUAGGGUGGCCAGUGUACAGAGUGAACCAGGUCAGCAGAACCUCCUGCUCCAACCUCCGCUGGGACGCAAUAGAGGACUGAGACAGUUGCGGCGCCCCCUGCUGUCUAUUCCGAAGAACGAGCCACGAGGGCCAGGUCGCUCUGGAGCCCGACUGUCCACCACCCGCCGGAGCAUCCAACCCAAGAACAAACUUCUGGGUAACUUCUGUCUGUGUGUGUCUGUGGUGUGUGCUUGCACGUGGACGUCCGGGAGACAUUCGACUCGAACUGACAUGUACCCAUCUUCCUCUUUCACAACCGUUGUCCCAAUGUGUCUUUGGCCCCUGUCAUCUCCGACCCUGGUAACUGAUUCUGUUCACUCUGUGUUCUGUUUAUGCCUUUGUUUUGAUUCCAAUAAAGACACGUUAUUGGACUGCGAAGCCACCCAUGGGGGGGACCAGAAAAGAGUGGUCACCUUUACAGAGACCCAGCAGGAGGCCCAGGUGAAGCCCCCCAUCCCCGCUGGGGCCGAUGCCCAGCCAGAAGUCAGGAAGGCCAGCCCGGCCCCUCCACCUACGCCUCCUGCUACCACUGGGGCCUCUUUUUCAGCCACAGUCAAAGCUGACCUCCACAGCCCUGCCAGGAAACAGUUAUCAAUAUCAACGGAGAGCAAGGAGAAGAGAGAACAGUGGAGCCUGCGCAGUAGUCUCUCCCCUCGAGCCUCCAUCUCCCGUGCCUCCACCCCUACCCCGCCCUCUCGCUCCUGCUCUCCUCUCCCCCCUCCUCCUCUCCCUAUCUCUCGCACCUGCUCUCCCCUCCCUCCUCCCCCUCUGCCCAUCCUGGGGAUCCAGCCCCGCGCCGCCCUCUCCCAGCCAGGCACAUCAUCCCGGUCGACCCCGGAGAGCCCAGAGGACGAGGACACGACCGCCCUGCUGGGUAGAAAUGCAGACACCCUCCUCCACAUUUCAGAGGACAACGGGGGCACGGAGAACCCCCUGCUCGCCCCCUUGCUCACCCCCCUGCUCUCCCCGCACCCCUCCCCUGCCAUACCCAGCCGCCGAUCCCCUCUCCCCCUCUCCCCCGUCGACCUGGACCUGGACGAGUCCCACGUCUGAGAAAUGGCCCUGGAACAUUUCAGAAACCUAAUGUUCCAACUAGGACCAGGAGUUUUUCCCAUGGCUUGCCUUGUCGUGACCUCAGCAGGAAAAUACCCUGGCCCUAGUUAUAGGGCUCUAAACUACAGACGUAGGCUCUAACUAGGGCCUGGAGUUUGACCCUUGAGGUUAAGUCACAUGGUCCGGCAGGAUAAAACUCCUGUCCCUAGUUAUAAUGACUCUGGCAGGCUAGCUUCUCUGUGUCGACCCCUCUUCUGUAUCUUUGGACAAGGUUUUUAUUUUAUUGAUUUUUAGAUCCUGUCUUUUUAAUUUGCUGUGUUCAGAGGGUGUUUGAGAGAUUUGCAAGCCUGUUCAAACACUGAAAAGAAUCUUCCUUUUCUCCCUCCCUUGACCUAAUCUGGCGUUUAUCCAUUUUUUAUUUUGAAUGAGGAGACACUAGACGUUGAAAAGGCAGAUUUUGCUCAAUGGAGACACUUUGUGGGGCCUGAUCUGAUUUGAUAUGCUUGGUGAAAUUAGUGCAGAAGAAUCAUUGCCCUCAUGUUCAGUAAUUUACCUGAAAGGAGUAUUCAAACAAGGCCAAUUGUUCUUCUCCUGCCCACCUUCAACACCAUACCACAGCACCUCCUCUUUCUUCAUUCUUUUUUUUACUUGAAAGCGAACCAAUAUGAAAUCCAUCCAUUCAUCCAAAGUGCAUGUCCUCACCACCGACAUGCUACCCGUCUCAUACCAAAGUGCUCAAAUCAAAGGUAGAAUCAACCCAUGUUGGGGUAAAUAUUGGCAUACAAAAGUGGGAAUGGUUUGUUGCUUGGUGGAUUAAAUUAUAUUUUAUUUAAGGGUUAAUAAUUGUAAGCUUUACAGCCUUCAUUUGGUUGGCUAAUUGCACUCUCACUUUGCAAAAUGCUAACAUUAGCCUAUAGCUAUAGUUUGGGGUCAGAGUUUUUCAAAAUGUAUCGCUGCUUUUCAUGGCCCCAUUAGCUGCCAGCCUAUAGGUCAAUUCCCAAGAACUGUUUACAAUUAAGCUACUGAAGGCCAUAACUAGAGAAUUACUUUUACUACAUAGACUAUGAUAUCCUAUGAUUGUUAUGAAUUUAUAACAUUUAAUCCUGAAGGAAAUAGAGUUUUUAAAAGUUUAAAGUUUAUCAACAGAUGAUGAGAUUAAUGACAUAUUUAUUAAUAUUUAUAAAAUGUGUAUGUUAUGUAUUCUUGGGGUUUCAUUAUCUGUGUAUAUUGACAAUCGACACACUGAGUUUGCUGUUCUUUUGCUGUGGAAGUUGUCGGGUAGAUGAAAAUUGGUUCUCUGUGGUAGAAGUCAAGAGUUGUAGAUGGGGCAGAAAAUACUGUAGUGGAAAGUAGUCUCCCCUUGUUGAUAAUUGGAAACGGGCUCUUUUAGUUUAAUGACAGAAACUACCAUGGUUGCUUCUAGUCAAUUCAGGAAGUGCCCUGAUAUUUUUAUUCUCAAUGCUUUUUAAGUCUGGAACAUUUGGAAAUAUUUAACUUUCUGAAUUGACCUCAACUGAAUUGACUCCAUCCCUGGAAAUGACGAUACCAUAACUAAAUGGAGGCUUUAGUUGUAUGUGUUAUGCAAUACAUUUCUGUUAUGAAUAGACUCCAAAGUCAUAAUAACCUGCUAUAAUGUAAACUUCAUGCAUAAAGAAUAGACCAUGGGCUACGGGCAGAAUUAGUAUUGGAUGUUAGUGUCCUGAAGAAUUGUUUCUAGCCCUAAAGAAACUGUGCAACAAGAUUGUUGAUUCUCAAUUUUAACAGUGAGGAUACAUCAGUUUUCUACCAAAGCUUUUAACCUGAGAGCUGAGAAGAGCACCUCCAGCUCCAGCACCUUUAUAAUAGUCUGUUUUCCGUGACCAAGGUCCCUCCAUGAGCCAUGGGUACAGACCAAACCUGAGAUGGGCACACAGCAAUUUAUUGGUCAAGGGCUUUUUUUGCAUUUGUUAAAAUAUGAGUUAAGAUAUAGUAUUUUUUGUGAGAGAAAGCUCUUCUAUCACCUACUGAUCUGCAUUGGUGAUGUCAUGAACGAGUGCCAUAAGGCUUUUACACUGUGAUUUGGUCUCUUCUGUCGAUGCUUUUGAGUGUGGUGUAAAAGUACUGCUGUACAAGUCUAGCAGGGAACGCUGCACCACAGAUCUGUGGUAACCAUAUUAUUAGAAAGAGCCAAUUUACUUCUGUCUUGGCACAGUCCAUGCUACAGUCCGUGGGGUGACGGUACAAAGUAUUCUGGAUGCCCGUUGUCUUGUCAGUGCCAAUGGUCUGUGCCAAAAGUCUGUAACUGUCCGUGUCUGUAGUGCCAAUGCUGUCCGGCUGCCGAGUUGUCCGUGUGCAGAUGCUUUCUGUGACAUUGUCGUGUCAUGGGGGUUCAUCCAUAAAAGGCACGCCGUCCAAUCCAACUUCAUCUGCGUUCAUCUCCAUGUAUGCACUGUUGAAGUACGCUACCCUUUUCUGUGUCAAACUAUUUACUGCUUUGGAUGUGAAUUUGGAUUAGGAUUGGAAUCAUUCCGUAACUUUUCCCGAGGUAAAUUAUUUUUUUUAUUAUUCAGAAAUCCUGACUGAUGAUUUCGGAUUUCUUGCUUGAUCCUUUCUGAUGUUGGGAUGCAUUUUUGGGGAAGUCACCAGAAUUUGACAACCCUGUGUUUACCUUAUUGUCAGUUGCCAUUUUUAAUAAGUCCACUAUAUACAGUAGCUUUGAUUGUCAGCAGAAGAUGUUCUUAUUAGAUUUUCUUCAACUUACAGCUAACGUGUAAUAUUGUGGCCAAUUUGAUACUUCAUGAUGUCAAUCACUACUGAAUGCUUUUCCAGUUCAUUCUUGUUUGUCUAUGUACUAAAUGUUACUGAGAAUAGCUAAAUAUGUACAGUAUAGUUAUAGCUCUGGGAAUAGCUAUUUUAUGAACUAGUAGGUUUACCUCAAAGUCCUUUACACAUAUUACUGUAAGGUGGAGCUAAAAGAUACUCAGAAAUGUAUACUGAAAUUACAUAUACUAUACUGUCUGUGUCAAAUGAAGGGUGAAAUUAUGCCCUAGAUGCAUUUAUUAUACAUUUUUCAUAUUUUCUUUCUUUACAUACAAAUAUUAUAUUCAUAUUCAUCAUUUUACAUCAGUGCCCCUGAAAGUCUUAUAUAUUUCAAAUAUUUAUUUAAAAAGUUUGUCUUGUCCUGUGUUCUAAAUCCUAAAACACACACACAUACAUAUGACAUGAAAAUAUAUAUAUAUAUGACAAGAAAAUAUUGAAUAACUAUAUAAAAAUUAAAUGGAUACUGUUGUAUAAAACAUUCUGUUGUAUCCUGACAUUUUUCUUCUCUCAAAUUAUCUUUUAGUAACUGUAACUAACUAGAAAACUAAAAGUGUAGGAUAUUUUAUUUAGGUAUAAUUUGCGUGAUAAAUUGAGAUGAUAAAUUGCACAAUUACAACUGUUGAUUUCUGUUCUGGGUCAUGACCGAAAGAACAAGAUUGCGAGUACAAGCAGCUGAAAUGGGUUUUCUCAGAAGGGUGGCUGGCUUC